Meleagris gallopavo (turkey) is the source of this 1021-nucleotide messenger RNA. RefSeq names its product chromosome 1 C22orf23 homolog (gene C1H22orf23). NCBI's taxonomy places the organism in Eukaryota, Metazoa, Chordata, Aves, Galliformes, Phasianidae. The record is from RefSeq and is a predicted model, not a curated record.
CCCGGGGACGCGGGGAAGGUUGCUGUGGGCCGUGUGGAGCAGUCAGAUAAGUGCGUUUCCCCCCAGGCUGACUUCUGUCCUGGGCGCUGCGGGGCCGGGGGAGCCCAGUGGGCUGUGUGGUGACACGUAGCUGCUGUUUUUUAGCCCUGAUGGAGGAGUCGAAGCUGACGAGAUUCCAGAGGCGAUGCCUGAUGGACUGCCUGAGGCGGGGAGAUUCUCUGCCCCUCCAGUGCCACCCCACCUCCAGCCAAGAACCAGUGCCUGUGCCUCCUGCUUCCUCCCCAGCAUGCUGUCAGCCAAGCAAGCUGUCAGCUAAACCCCAUCUUCGGCCUGCUGAAGUCUGCCGGGCAGGAGACGCCUAUACCCGAGAGAAAUUCAGGCCACAGGCAAGGCGAGAUUUGGAAAGGGAGAAGCAGAGGCUCCAAAAUAUCUUAGCAACUGGGAAGGAUGUGGUGGAACAUCGAGCAAAACAGAUACUGGUUCAGACAAAGGAAGAGGAGAUGCCUGAGUUUGACCGCUUUGAAGAACUGGUGAAUGAAGUUCAGGAGAGGAGGGAGUUCCUGGCAGAGAUGGAAGCCCUAGGACAGGGCAAGAAGUAUCAGAGAAUUAUCUUCACUGAAAUCUCACAGAAAAUACGGGAGAUGGAAAUCACUGACAAGAAGAGAAGUGAGGAAGUGAAAGAGAUCAUGACAAAAGACUUUCCUAGUGGGAACAAAUCUGGUCUCCUCGACUAGGCCAAGGGAAAAAAACACAAGUGCAGUUUGUUCCCAACUUUUCUCCCAGGCCCUGGGCAUCGGUGUCUCAAAGCCUGGCCUGCACCCUGCCCAUCUCCUAGUGGUUCCCCUGAAGAAGGGGCAGUGUGACCUGUUGCCUAAAGCCAGAAGGCAGGAACAAUUUGUACACAGCUUGUAAGAGAAAGAAGCUGUUGUAAAAAUCCCUCCCAUGCACUGGAUCCUUUCACACUCUACAACGUUAAAUAGAUGAAAACACAGUAGCAGCUAUUAAACCAUGACAAAGAAGA